Antechinus flavipes (yellow-footed antechinus) is the source of this 5073-nucleotide messenger RNA. It is a transcript of the gene ARAP1, whose product is annotated as ArfGAP with RhoGAP domain, ankyrin repeat and PH domain 1. Gene Ontology annotation, molecular function: GTPase activator activity; phosphatidylinositol-3,4,5-trisphosphate binding; protein binding. The coding region runs from base 323 to 4750 and encodes 1475 amino acids. The transcript is spliced from 35 exons. Gene Ontology annotation, cellular component: trans-Golgi network; plasma membrane; cytoplasmic vesicle. Lineage: Eukaryota; Metazoa; Chordata; Mammalia; Dasyuromorphia; Dasyuridae. The record is from RefSeq and is a predicted model, not a curated record. Gene Ontology annotation, biological process: positive regulation of GTPase activity; signal transduction.
CUCGGGGGGCCGGGGCUGCAGCAAGUUCGCGGAGGCGCAGAGAGAGCUCGGACGCCUGGGUCCGCGCUGCGCGGUAGCCAGCUCCAGUACCAGACCUUGCUUCGUCACCCAUCCUCUUCCAGGGCCAUUCCACUGUCCUACUAACAUUGGGCUCAAGAGCCUUCCUCCUCCGGCCUCUGCCCCUGCAGUACCUGCCUCCGAGGCCAUGGGGAACCCCCUCUCAUAGUCCCUGCCUCAAGAAGCAUCCUGCCAGCCUCAGCAGUCAGAUGCAGGCAGGGAUGAGCUGAAGUUCCAGAAGAGCUGCCCUCCUGUCCCCCAGACCAUGGCGGAGGAGCUGGGGGAUGCGCUGCCUGUGACGGAGUGGCUGCGGGCGUUGCAUCUGGAGCAGUAUGCCGGGCACUUUGAGCAGUACGGGCUGGUGUGGGCAGCAGACUGCCAGAGCCUGAGCGAUGGACAGCUCCUCCACAUGGGCGUCACGAUGCCCGGACAUCGCCGAAGGAUCCUGUCUGGCCUCCAGAGGGCCUAUGUCUCGGCCCCUGAGGAGCCUCGGGGACCCGUCCCUGCUCCUGCCCCUCGGGGGCUCCCCCGGCCCGUGCCCGCCAAGCGCCACGUCUUUCGCUCCUCCCCAGCCCUAGCCCCAGCCCUGCCCGAUCCAGCCACGGCCCCCGAAGCGGCCCCUAUGCCAGUGCUAGCUUCAGCACCAGUCUCAGCCUCAGUCUCAGUCCCAUCCCUAGUGCUGGCUCCCACCUUAGUUCCUUCUUCGGCUUUUGCCCCACCGAUCCCUCCACGAAGGAGCUGCCAACCUCCUUAUCCCUUUGCUCCUCUGGAACCUGGCUCAUUGAGGGACCCCAAGCUGCCUCCACUACCCGCCAAACGACACCAGGUAGAAGGCAGGGCCCCCUCCAUCCCACCUCGGACCAGCCCGUGCAAGUCUCUGAUGAGCCUCCCUACAGAAGAGGAGAAGUCCCCGGAGCCCAAACUUGAUGCACCUCCUUCCCCCCUUGCCUGGAUUCCCUCCCAGCCUCCUCUACUUUCCCGCAGUGCUCCAGAAAUUCCCCCAAAGCCCUCCCGCCUGCUGCCUGAGUUUGAUGAUUCAGACUAUGAUGAUCUCCCAGAAGAAGGGCCACCAGCCCCAGACCCCAACCCAGUGAUGGUCAACAAGGAGGAGCCAUCCUUGGAAGAUGUCCCGAGGGCUGUGAGCUUGACCAGCCUGCUGAGUGAAGGUGACGAGCCUGAGGAGGAGUUCCAUGACUAUGAGGACAUCCCCAAUGGCACAUGGGAUGAUAUUGGUCUGAGAUCCCCAAGCUUCAGCAGCUCCUUAGUCCCAGAAGUCCCUCCGACUCCUAUGGAGGGGCUGCCCUCAACUCCUUCCACACCUGUCAUCAAGGUUGGCUGGCUGAACAAGAACCCACCUCAGGGGCCCCACAUCUCCUCCACCGCCAGAUCCUACAUCUAUCAGAAGCGCUGGGUCAAGUUGGACUCUGAUUAUCUGCGCUACUUUGACAGUGACAAGGAUGCUUACUCGAAGCGUUUCAUCCCUGUCUCCUGCAUCUCUCGAGUUUCCGGCAUCAGCGAUCAGAAAUUCGAAGUCAUCACGCACAAUCGAACCUUUGUCUUCCGGACUGAGAGUGAUGCUGAACGGAAGGACUGGAUGCAGGCUCUUCAGCAGGCAAUGGAGGAGCAGCGGAGGCGGGCCCAGCUGGAGCCUCCCUGCCCUGGCAUCCCUGACCAAGCUGGCAACCUGGAGCUUCGGGGGGUGAAAAACAAGCUCUAUGUGGUGGUGGCUGGUGACAAGGUGCUGCUGUAUAAGAACUUGGAGGAAUACCAGUUGGGUAUAGGUAUUACUGCCAUUGACAUGAGCGUGGGCAACGUGAAGGACACCGAUCGGAGAAGCUUCGAUCUCACCACUCCUUAUCGGAUCUUCAGUUUCUCGACUGAGACGGAGCUAGAGAAAGCGGAGUGGCUGGAGGCCAUGCAGGACGCCAUUGCGGAGGCGCUCUCCACGAUGGAUGUGGCCGAGCAGAUCUGGGCAGACGCCCCUAAUCGACUCUGCGCUGACUGUGGGGCCCCCCAUCCAGACUGGGCCUCCAUCAACCUCUGCCUUGUGAUUUGCAAGCGAUGCGCAGGGGAGCAUCGAUGGCUAGGGCCUUCGGUCUCCAAGGUUCGAAGCUUAAAGAUGGACCGGAAGGUAUGGACAGAGGAUCUGAUUGAGCUCUUCCAUCACCUGGGAAAUGAAGCUGGGAGGCGGUUCUGGGCAGCCAACGUCCCCCCCAGUGAAGCCCUGCACCCCAGCAGCAGCCCCGAGGACCGGCGACAUCACCUGGAGGCCAAGUACCGGGAGGGCAAGUACCGCCGUUACCACCGUUUCUUCGGCAAGCAGGAAGAGCUGGAUAAGGCCCUUUGUGUGGCUGUCACUACCACUGACCUCGAAGAGACCCAGGCCCUGCUGGGCUGCGGGGCAGCCAUCAACUGCUUCUCAGGGGACCCUGAAGCCCCCACGCCCUUGGCCGUGGCCAGGCAGGCCGGCCAGAGGCUGCAGAUGGAGUUUCUCAGGAACAACCAGACCUCGGAGAUGCCCCGGCUGGACCCCGUCAGCCUCGUGGAAAAGCAUUACUCAGUCAUUCAGCCCACCGUGAGCCACAGCGGCUUCCUCUUCAAGACAGCCUCCGUGGCCAAGCCCCUGCAGGAGCGCCGGUCCCGAGAAGAGUUCAGCCGACGCUGGUGUGUUCUCAGCGAGGGUGUCCUGAGCUACUAUGAGAAUGAGCGGGCCGUCGUGCCCAAUGGAGAGAUCCGCGUCAGUGAGAUCGUGUGCCUGUCUGUCCCCCCAUCUGACGCCCAUGGCUUUGACAGCACUUUCGAAGUGUACACAGAGACUGAGAGAAUGUAUCUGUUUGGAUCAGAAAGCCGAGACCUGGCCCGUGAAUGGGUCAGGUGCAUUGCCAAGGCCUUCGUGCCGGCCCAUGCGGAGGAGCUGCUGUGCAGGGACUUUGAGCGUCUGGGCCGCCUCUCCUACAAGGCCGGCCUCAGCCUGCAGCGGACCCAGGAGGGUUGGUUCGCAUUGUCCAGGUCUGAGCUCCGGGUGGUCUUCAAGGAGAGCCCCAGCGAGGAGGCCCUACAGCUCCGAAAGCUGCAAGAGCUAUCGAUCGAGGGGGAUAAGGAAGUGCUCGUGCUGGUGGAGAGGGGGAGGACCUUGUACAUCCAGGGAGAAAGGAAGCUGGACUUCACCGGGUGGCUGGGGGCCAUCCAGAAGGCCGCAGCGAGCUCUGGGGACACGCUGUCUGAGCAGCAGCUGGGGGACUCCGACAUCCCCGUCAUCGUCUACCGCUGCAUCGACUACAUCACGCAGUGCGGAUUGACCUCGGAGGGCAUCUACCGCAAGUGUGGGCAGACGUCAAAGACGCAGCGGGUACUGGAGAGCCUGCGUCGGGACGCCCGCUCGGUGCACCUCAAGGAGGGCGAGCACCACGUGGAUGAUGUGUCCUCCGCCCUCAAGCGCUUCCUGAGGGACCUCCCCGACGGGCUCUUCACCCGGACUCAGCGCUCUGCUUGGCUCGAUACGGCAGCCAUCGAGAAUGAGGAAGAGAAGAUUUCUAGGUACCAAGAACUCUUGGGGCUCUUGCCUCCUGUCAACCGGGCCACAGUGAAGGCCCUAAUCAGCCAUCUGUACUGUGUACAGUGCUUCUCGGAGACCAAUCAGAUGAAUACCCACAACUUGGCAAUCGUAUUUGGGCCCACGCUGUUCCAGACAGAUGGUCAGGACUACAAGGUUGGCCGAGUAGUGGAGGACCUCAUCGAUCACUACGUCCGAGUGUUCAGUGUGGAUGAGGAAGAGCUGAGGAAACAGCGAGAAGAGAUCACAGCCAUUGUCAAGAUGCGAGUGGCAGGCUCAGCCAGCGGGACACAGCAUGCUGGAGAUUUCAUCUGCACUGUAUACCUGGAAAAGAAGGCAACUGAGACCGAGCAACAUGUUAAGAUCCCAGCUUCCAUGACAGCCCAGGAGCUCACCAUGGAGAUCUUAGAUCGUAGGAACGUGAGGAUAAAGGAGAAGGACUAUUGGACCUGUUUUGAAGUCAAUGAGAGGGAAGAAGCAGAGAGGCCCCUGCACUACACUGAGAAAGUCCUCCCUAUCUUGCACAGCCUGGGGACUGACAGUCAUCUGGUGGUAAAGAAGUACCUGGCCAUGGAGGCCAUGCUCAUGUACCUCGCCAGCAAGGUGGGGGACACCAAGCACGGCAUGAUGAAGUUCCGUGAGGAUCGGAGCCUCCUGGGCCUGGGUCUUCCCACGGGCAGCUUCCACGACCGCUACUUCAUGCUCAACAGGAGCUGCCUCCGGCUCUUCAAGGAGAUCCGGAACCCGAAGCAGCACAGUGGGGGCCCUGAGAACAGUCACAAGCCAGAAAAAGAAUGGCCCACUAAGAGCCUCACCAUCUACCUGGGGGUGAAGAAGAAGUUACGACCACCUACAUGCUGGGGUCUCACCGUGGUACAUGAGACGGAGAAACGUGAGAGACAGCAGUGGUACCUUUGCUGUGACACUCAGAUGGAGCUCAGAGAGUGGUUUGCCACCUUCUUUCUCCUGCAGCAUGGAGAGACCGUGUGGCCUUCUGAGCCCUCCAAGGUGGUUCGGCCUGCCCCUGAGUCGAGGCUGGGCAGCGUGUCACUCAUCCCCUUGAGGGGCAGUGAGAAUGAAAUGAGGAGGAGUGUGGCCGCCUUCACUUCUGACCCCCUGUCUGCUCAAAGUCCACCGUGACCAGGUGCUGCCCCCAGCACCCCUGACAUGAGAGGGGGCCAGAUAUUGUCGUCUCCACAGGAGAGAAGCAUAGACCUCAUGAGGAAGGCCAGUUAGAGCUGCUUGCUCAUCCCAUCAAGACUCUAUCCUGGACUUUGUACGUGUUGGGAAAGAAGAUUCUCACCUCCCAGAGUUGCGGGGGGCAGAGUUAGCUAUGGUGCAUCAGAAUAAGUGAGGGCAGAUCUCCUAUUUUUCCCUCUUUAUCUCCACCUACCUUCUCCCUUCAUCCAGGACCUUUUUCUUUUUAAAAAAAUAAUAUAAAAUAUCUGUAUAUUUUACGUUAA